This is a messenger RNA of Gymnodraco acuticeps, 2444 nucleotides long. Its product is annotated as dnaJ homolog subfamily C member 5B-like. The transcript is spliced from 6 exons. The record is from RefSeq and is a predicted model, not a curated record. NCBI's taxonomy places the organism in Eukaryota, Metazoa, Chordata, Actinopteri, Perciformes, Bathydraconidae. Bases 220 to 819 code for a protein of 199 amino acids.
CGUGGGUUUAAGUGACGUACUUCCGGUCUGCGGUGACUUCCUGCUUCUCUGCGGAACUUUUUCCUGUUUCUCACCAGGAGAAGUUUUUAAAAGAUAACACCCGACAAACUGCUCCACUUUAUGGGACACACGUUAGCAGCAGCAGCAGCGGAGACACUCGGGACUUUAUGAUCUGACACAGAAAGAGGACAUCUUCCAGGAGCUUCCAGAUCCUGAAUCAUGGAGGACCAAAACAGACCUCAGCGUAAAAUGUCGACGGCAGGAGAAAGCCUUUAUAAGAUCCUUGAUUUGAAGAAAGGAGCGUCGCCAGAGGAACUAAAGAAAGCGUACAGGAAACUGGCGUUGAGGCAUCAUCCGGAUAAGAACCCAGACAACCCAGAGGCUGCGGACAAAUUCAAGGAAAUCAACAACGCCAACUCCAUCCUCAGCGAUGAGAACAAACGGAAGAUCUACGAUGAGUACGGCUCGAUGGGACUCUACGUCGCCGAGCAGUUUGGGGACGAGAGCGUCAAAUAUUACUUCCUCAUGUCCAAGUGCUGGUUCAAGGGCCUGGUGGUCUGCUGCGGGAUCUUCACCUGCUGCUGCUGCUUCUGCUGCUGCUGCUUCUGUUGUGGGAAAUGCAAGACGAGCGAAGAACAGGAAAACUUCGCCUAUGUGGACCCUGAAGACCUGGAGGCGGAGAUCAGGAAUCAGGACGCAGCGGCAGACCAUGUAAUAAUUAUUCAGCCGAGCGCUGGCACUUCAGAAACAGUCGUCAACUCCGCAGGUGAAAAUGCACCCAUCGUGAUUCAGCCUCACGCCACGAACGGCAUCAAGUGAUUGGACGAAACCCCGACCAUCAGCGACCGCUUUAGAGAGAUUUUUAGUGGUGAUAUUGUGCCAUAUUUUUCCUUUUUUUUAAACUACCAGUGGGUUUGUCUUUGGUCCCAUCUCCUGUCGGACUUCAGGGACGAAAGCCAUGCAGAUCAAAGCUUUGGAAUAUAUUUGUCUUUGUGCACUUUAAUAUCGAAAAGCUGCCGCGACGGUCUGACGACGUUUCGGCUCAAAGACGGCCGAAAUGUUUUGAAACUUUUUAAUGCAAAAUGUUAUCUUUAAAGCCAACCACUCGAUGGGUUCUGCCACGCUGCACAUAAACACAUAUUAUAGAAAAUAGGGCUUUUUGAAAUGAUGAACAGCGUAUUGUGACAUCUGUAUGUUUGGAUGUAAAUAAAUAGUAGAAUUAACAGAGAUGCUGACGGACAAUACAGGAUUAGAUCAACAUUAUGGGAGAAACGCUUAGUCACUUUCCUUCUAAAACUUAAACAAAAUUAGGUGUUUAAUUGCUUAGUCUUUAAUUGACAACACAGCACUAUAUCCGAAAAGACAAGGGUCCAUAUUUGUGUUAUUUUCAGGCAUUACAUUAGAUAAAAAUCACCAACAAAUAAUUUUAUAAUCAUAACUUGUUUUUGAAUUAAACUGUAUUUAGAGUAACAAAAAUACACCCACAGAAUAUGGAGUAUGGAGCUGCAGUCUAGGAUGUGUUUAGCUUAGCUUAGCAUAAUGACUGGAAGUAGUAGGGAAAGUUAGCAUGGUUUUAAAACUCGCUGUCGUCACUAUAAGCAUUAAUAAUUUGAGACGCCCUGAAAAUACGUUUCUGGGAGUUUGGGUAUCUCUUGUUUUGAUUUCCAGAAUUCAACUCCCCUUAAAACCACAGUUAGAAAAAAUAGAGCCUUGCUAACUUUCCUAUUUAAUUUCCCAGUUGUUAUGCUAAGCUAAACUAGCCGUUUCUUCCUAUUGUAAGGUAGCCUACUUUUACAAAGCCAGGAUAGCGUUUCUUUCUAGUUUUCUGUCUUAAUUCGAAGCUAAGCUAGCUGUUUCUCCCUGUAUUACUGCUCUAUGCUAAGCUAGCUGUUUCUCCCUGUAUUACUGCUCUAUGCUAAGCUAGCUGUUUCUCCCUGUAUUACUGCUCUAUGCUAAGCUAAGCUAGCUGUUUCUCCCUGUAUACUGCUCUAUGCUAAGCUAGCUGUUUUCUCCCUGUAUUACUGCUCUAUGCUAAGCUAAGCUAGCUGUUUCUCCCUGUAUUACUGCUCUAUGCUAAGCUAGCUGUUUCUCCCUGUAUUACUGCUCUAUGCUAAGCUAGCUGUUUCUCCCUGUAUUACUGCUCUAUGCUAAGCUAGCUGUUUCUGCCUGUAUUACUGCUCUAUGCUAAGCUAAGCUAGCUGUUUCUCCCUGUAUUACUGCUCUAUGCUAAGCUAGCUGUUUCUCCCUGUAUUACUGCUCUAUGCUAAGCUAAGCUAGCUGUUUCUGCCUGUAUUACUGCUCUAUGCUAAGCUAAGAUAGUGCUUUUCCUUCUUUGCAGUCGUUUUGCAGACCUCGGCUACUUAUUUCUUGACUUCAGCUCCAUACCUGGGUAAAACAGACAUCUAAGGCACAUAAAUCUAAAAAAUAAAGCGUAUUUCCCUUCA